CCAAAAACAGUCCAAAAAAUCUGGUCAGUUUUGCCGCUCUGGCAUUGAUUAAAAAAUGAACCAAUAGUUGUUUGUAAAACAUAAAAAGUGUAAAAUUAAUCAGUAAUAACUAACAUUUGAUUCGUGUUCAACUUAACUUGAUUACAACUUACACUACAAGUGUUUAAAAUCGCACCAACAAAAUCGCGAUAAACUGGCUAAUUUUUAGCUUACCUAUCUUUGAUUAGCAAACAAGAAACGCGUAAUGGUAGUCAACUAGUUAGCACAGCUUGAUUGAAUAAUUAUUAUCUUGCUAAAAAUUUCAAAUUUUGUUGAAAACUCGAAAAAAAAUCAAUUUAAAAAAUCUGAUAUGUCGUCAUUCAAAAUCGACGACAUUCUUUCGCCGCCGAACGGAUUUGCCCAGCACUUGCCCUUUCCAAUAAAAAACGAGCAUGAUAUCCCGACUGCAAACUCUCUCCUCGGGAUUUCAGGACUUUGCGAAAACAACAACAUAGUUUUUUCGAAACUACCACUUCAUAUGCAGCAGUUUCUUCUCGAAAGUGUGCUGAAAAACCAACAAUUUCGGCAAAAUGAACAUCUGCAAAUGCAACAACUGCAACAUAGUCUACCUGUUUCGAUCCUGAAUUCGGUCUUACAGCCGACAGUUCUAUUGGCCGAUAAUAAUAUCAGCAACAAUAAGAGCAACAAUAGCAGUUUAGCCGCCCUGAUCAAUACUGUGGAUAGUAUUGCAGCACACCCCCAACUGAGUGGUGGAAUUUCGAUCUCCCCCUCAGCUCACCAUAAUCACCAACAACAGCAGAAUAGUUUGACAGCCCAGCUCAACAGUGCGUUUGUGAAUCAACAACAACAGCAACAACAACAACAGCAACCUCCGUAUAAUUUCAGCAAAAUUAGCCCGAACUCGGGACUCGAUGUUCAUAAUCCCGAGUCACAACUGAGAUCCGAAGACAAUCACGCCGCCGCAUACCUGUUGAAACAUCUGCUGCAGACUCACGCCCUCCAAAACUCUCCAAGGACUUCAACCCCCCAGCAACAGCAACAGAUGAUUUCGCUCCCCCUGCAGCAACAAGACAGCCCCCAGAAUACCCUCCCGCAAUUCAUCUCGAGACCAGAGCUGUUCCGCAACGCAGCAGCAGCGGCGGCAUCGGCUGUCGCGACCGGCGGAACAGUCAUGGCGCAGAACAGUAACACGGCAGCGGAUGAUUUGCACCAGCAAAUGAUGACGUCUCCAGGAGGCGCAGGGUCCGCGGGAACCCUGGGAGUUGGAGUCGGAGCGGGAACCCUUGGGGUGGCAGCGGCGCAUAUGCAGAACGUGGCUUUGUGGCAGGGAGCUUUGAUGCGCGCAAGUUUGGCUCGGCGGAAAAGAAGGCAUCGAACUAUUUUUUCCGAGGAGCAGCUGAAAGAGUUAGAAGAGGCAUUUCUGAAGUGUCACUAUCCAGAUGUGGUCACGCGGGAGGGUGUCGCUCAAAAACUGUCACUCAAGGAGGAGAGAGUUGAGGUCUGGUUCAAAAACAGGCGUGCUAAGUGGAGAAAACAGAAAAAGGACGCGGCCGAGAUCCGAAAACACAACAAGACAGCUAUGCUAAAAAUGAAGGGCAAAGAAACCCAACAGCAUCAACCAACAACAAUAGUAAACACCGACCAACCGAAUAACAUGUUCGAAAAGACAUCACCGAAUUCAAACCCUUGAAGCUAAUUUGACUAUGAUUCAAAUUCAGUUGACCUGAAAAAACUACGAGUUUUUUUUGAUUUAAAUUAAUGGAUUCUUUUCUACACAAACUGAGUGCAAUUAAAUUGUAGAUAAUUAUUAUU
Molecule: messenger RNA, 1812 nt
Organism: Symsagittifera roscoffensis
Lineage: Eukaryota; Metazoa; Xenacoelomorpha; Acoela; Convolutidae
Product: homeobox protein goosecoid-like
Exons: 4
Coding region: 350-1690 (446 amino acids)
Biological process (GO): regulation of transcription by RNA polymerase II
Cellular component (GO): nucleus
Molecular function (GO): DNA-binding transcription factor activity, RNA polymerase II-specific; RNA polymerase II cis-regulatory region sequence-specific DNA binding
Source: RefSeq, a predicted model, not a curated record